Messenger RNA from Hypanus sabinus (Atlantic stingray), 4055 nucleotides. RefSeq names its product nuclear factor NF-kappa-B p105 subunit-like. Gene Ontology annotation, biological process: innate immune response; regulation of transcription by RNA polymerase II; inflammatory response. The record is from RefSeq and is a predicted model, not a curated record. Gene Ontology annotation, molecular function: protein binding; RNA polymerase II cis-regulatory region sequence-specific DNA binding; DNA-binding transcription factor activity, RNA polymerase II-specific. Gene Ontology annotation, cellular component: cytoplasm. The transcript is spliced from 24 exons. Lineage: Eukaryota; Metazoa; Chordata; Chondrichthyes; Myliobatiformes; Dasyatidae. Bases 265 to 3105 code for a protein of 946 amino acids.
GGAGGGAAGCAAAGAUUCACCAGCUGUGAUCGGAGAUUGGGAUAACUUGGCCCGUGUUCACCGAGUUGAGGAGAACGAAAAGGGAUUUGACUUUAACCACAAACUUCUGAUAGGAAUAUACACAAAAUGCUGGAGGGUCUCGGCCCGAAAAGUUGACUGCUCAUCUCCCCCCAGAUGCAGCAUUUUGAGCGCGUAGACACCUCGCAUACGCAGGAGCUCGUCCGGUCUCAUUUCUGAACCGUUUGCAGGACUUCCCGGCUCAUCAUGGCAGAAGAGGGCAACUACCGUAUGAACAAUAUCUACAUUGACGACUACACAGCAGCACUGGACAUCUCCGGAGUCAUGUUCAACCCUGCCAGUGGUGCUGCAGACACGCCUCUACACACACCUGAUGGACCUUACCUUCAGAUUCUCGAGCAGCCCAAACAGAGAGGAUUUCGUUUCCGCUAUGGGUGUGAAGGCCCAUCACAUGGAGGACUACCUGGGGCUUCCAGUGAGAAAAACAAGAAGACCUAUCCUGCUGUUAAGAUCUGUAACUAUGUCGGGCACGCCAAGAUAGUGGUUCAGCUGGUGACCUCUGGUCGGGACACGGUUCACCUCCACGCUCACAGCCUGGUGGGCAAGCAGUGCGAGAAGGGGAUCUGUGUGGUGCAGGUUGGCCCCAAGGAGAUGACGACAACGUUCCCAAACCUUGGCAUCCUCCACGUGACCAAGAAGAAUGUGGCCAGCACCCUGGAGCAGAGGAUGAUGCAGGCCUACCUGAUGGGUUACAACAACGGUGUGGUGAUUCACCCGGAGCUCAACCACCGUCACAGCGAUGGCUACGGCCCGAUGGAGCUGACAGAGCGGGAGAAGGAGCUGAUCCACAGUGCGUCCAUCCAGCAGGCGAAGGAAAUGGAUCUGAGUGUGGUCCGCCUCAUGUUCACCGCCCUCCUGCCCGACAGCAGUUGCCGGUUCACCCGCAAGCUGGAGCCUGUCAUCUCCGACCCCAUCUAUGACAGCAAGGCACCGAACGCAUCGAACCUGAGGAUAGUACGGAUGGAUCGAACGGCUGGGUGUGUUAGCGGGGGCGAUGAGGUCUACCUGCUUUGUGAUAAAGUCCAGAAAGAUGACAUCCAAGUUCGCUUCUAUGAAGAGGAUGAAAAUGGAGGGAUUUGGGAAGCAUUUGGGAACUUUGGUCCAACAGAUGUUCAUCGACAGUUCGCUAUCGUCUUUAAAACUCCAAAGUACCGGGAUGUGGACAUUUCCAAGCCUGCCAGUGUGUUUGUCCAACUUCGCAGGAAAUCCGACAACGAGACAAGUGAACCAAAGCCCUUCACGUACUACCCGCUAAUUAAAGAUAAGGAGGAAGUACAGAGGAAACGACUGAAGCUUUUGCCAAAUUUCUCAGAUCACUUUGGAGGUGGAGCAGGGUCAGGUGGAGGACUUUACGGAGGAGGGGGUGGAGCCGGUGGGGGUUCCAAUUACUUCACAGGAUUUCAAGGAUACACCAACUUUGGAAAUUACGCUUACCCUCCAGGAACCACCAACUCCAGUCCGGGCAUGAAACAUGCCGCAGUGGAGCCUGGACAGUCCCUAUCAGAGAGCUCGCCGUCUCCCCGUGUUGGACACCCUCCAGAGGAGAGCUCCACAUCUUCCCACCAACCCACCACACAGCCUGGAGACACCUCGACAGAGGCCGACAUCACCUCCCCCAGACUGAACCAGCCGCCUCAGGACCCAAAUCUGUUGUUCCUGGAGAAAGCUCUGGACUUGGCGGAGAGGCAUGCGAGAGCCCUACUGGACUACUCGAUGUCGGGAGACACCAGGAUGUUGCUGGCGGUGCAGCGUCACCUCACUGCUGCCCAGGACCAGAACGGAGACGCGGCACUACAUCUAGCAAUCAUUCACCUCCAGCCAGCUGUGGUGCAACACCUUCUGCAUGUUAUCGUCAGCCUCCCUGGCCAGGACAUCAUCAACAUGAGAAACGAUCUCUAUCAGACUCCGCUGCACCUGGCUGUUAUAACCGGGCAGGCGGAGGUGGUGGAGCUGUUGCUGCAGGCCGGGGCUGAUCCCACCCUGCUGGACUGCCACAGCAACUCUGUUCUUCACCUGGCCGCAGAGCAGGGGGAUGUCAAGGUGCUCAGUGUGCUGCUGAGAGGAAAGAACAAGGCUGUGAUGGAUCUUCUACCCCUUCCAAACAACGCAGGGUUCAGUGCCAUCCACCUGGCAGUGUUGGCCAACAGCCUGUCUGCCCUGAGGCAGCUGCUGGCAGCUGGAGUGGAUGUGAACACCCCGGAACAGCGCUCGGGGCGCACCGCACUGCACCUUUCCGUCGAACAGGAGAGCAUCUCGCUGGUCGGAAACCUUCUCCUUGAGGCGAGUACAGAUGUUGAUGCAACCACAUUUGAUGGAUCGACCGCUCUUCACAUAGCUGCGGGGAGAGGCGCAACCAAACUUUGUGCCUUAUUGAUGGCAGCGGGUGCAGACCCACUAAUUGAGAACCAUGAACCGCUGGAUGACAGAAGUGAUGAACACCUCGAAGAUGCCGAUGACGAAGGAAUCUUCCGUGGAACCACACCUCUGGACAUGUCGGCCACAGAGGAGGUUUAUGACAUCCUAACAGGCAAACCGUACCAAUCCAAAGCUGAGUCUGUUGCUCCUUUCCCACAAGGUGACCUAGGACAACUGGACAUAGAAACGAGGCUGGAGUUGUGCAAACUACUGGAAGUGACUGAACCAGGCCUGAACUGGAUGACUCUAGCACAGAAACUGGGUCUUGGUAUCUUGAUUAAUGUCUUUAAACUCAGCCAUUCUCCUGCAAAAUCCCUGCUGGAUAACUACGAGGUAUCUGGUGGUACACAGUUGGAGAUUCUGGAAUCACUGAAGACCAUGGGUUACAGAGAAGCAGUGGCAGUACUUGGUAAAGCAAUGGCCAAAUCAGCAACCACAAAAGUGAAUGAAGAGUUGAAUUCAUCAUCCCUUGCUGAGCAAAACACUUUACAGGUUGACGCCAAGUCCCAGGACUGUGACAGCGUGUACGACAGCGGUGUGGAAACCUCAUUUAGGAAACUCAGCCAUCUGACAUCGGAGUCUUUCAACAACGAAACUUCUUUGAAAAUGUGAGCCCUGACAAGUGGCCAACAAGCUAAUCUCCACCAAUUACCUGAACUUACUGGAAUGAGAGAAAUUCUAUUCAAACCCAGACCGUCACUGUGGUUUCAGUUUGAUUAUUGCCUUAAGGCAUAAUUAUUUUAAAUAUCUGAAAGCCAGUGCUUCAAAUUAAUUAAGUUCUCAAAACUAUGGAAUAUACCCGGCACACUCAGCUUUAUUAUUAUUUUUAUUUUAAAAUAUGUUCAGGCCAACAUAUUACUGAGGCUGCCAAUAUUUCCAUCCUACAACCUGGGUGCAGAAGGCAGUCUGUCAUUCCCAGUGCAGUACUGAGGGUGUACCAAGGUGUUGGCAGAUGCACAAGUUUCUGGGGUACUGUUGCAGAGAUCAGAGGAGACUUUCUCAGUCUCCUGCCAAGAUCUAAAACAGACAAUGUGGUCGCUAUCACAGCACUGUUUCUGGGAUCUUGCUGUGCAUGCUUUGACCGCAGUAGUUCCUGUAUUACAACAGUGUCUGUUUCAGAAACGUCAUUGGCUCUAGAGCCGGGGUUGGCAACCUCUCUUUUUUUGCCAUAGGCCCCUACCAUUAACUGAGGGGUCCGUGGACCCUGGGUUGGGAACCUCUGCUCUGGAUUUUGUGAGAGCACUGUACACAGAUCUGCUAAACAAAGUCUCGCCUUUGGGUCUCUCCUCCGUCACCUUCCUUGGAGCUGUUUAUUUCUGCUAAGAACUAGUGUGUAUUGGGGGUUCUGGAUUCUUGAUGAGCCAAACUGCAGAUUGUCUUUAUAAAGAACUGGAGUUUUCAUACAGGAGCAGCUCACCAUUAAUCAUUUACACAUUCCAAACUGAUCCUGUAAAUACUGCCAGCAGCAGGAGUUCCAAAAUUUAUAUUUUUGCUUGAAAUAGGUACUUUGAAAUGAUAAGCUUUUUUUAAAUAAACAAUUAAAACCAAUCAAUGACUAUAGC